AUGGAUCCUAAAGGUUCAAUUGAUGAUAAGUGUGACAAUAGACUCUACAUUGGCAAUCUUGAUCUGAAAAUUACAGAAGCUGCUCUACUCAAAAUGUUUUCUCCAUACGGAAAGAUUGUGUCCGAGGACUUCCUGUGGCACACUCAAGGCUCAAAACGCGGGGAACCACGCGGUUUUGCUUUUAUUCAGUAUAGCGCAAAAGAGGAAGCAAUAUUAGCCACGGAGAAAAUGCACGGGAGGUUAGCUUGUGGCCGGCCAUUGGUUGUCCGCCUAGCAAGUGAGAGGUAUGCUCUGGAAGUAGCAGAUAGCUCUAUGAAAGCAGUCGAUGAAGGGCACAAGUUGCAUCUCACUGGUGGUGGCAUGGGACAGACAAGUCGAGGUGCGAAAAUAGCUGCAAUAAAGAACAAGUUGAAGUCUUUAGAGGAAGAUAACUCUAGGAACAAGAAACAAAAGCAGAGUGAUAAUAUAUCUUGA
This is a messenger RNA of Lathyrus sativus (Indian pea), 474 nucleotides long. The record is from the annotation of a GenBank genome assembly. NCBI's taxonomy places the organism in Eukaryota, Viridiplantae, Streptophyta, Magnoliopsida, Fabales, Fabaceae.